Messenger RNA from Symbiodinium necroappetens, 333 nucleotides. The record is from the annotation of a GenBank genome assembly. NCBI's taxonomy places the organism in Eukaryota, Dinophyceae, Suessiales, Symbiodiniaceae.
AUGGUGGCAAGAAAGUAUUUGAGCAAAAAGAAAUGUAUGAGGCGGCCGGCCAUGACUCGGAUGCAGCUCCAACAGCGAACAGAUUCUAUUGACCUGGUAUCUCUCCAUGUGGUUGAUUUGAGCUGCCUCACUUCCUUCGACGUUUCUUGCAUGGAGCGCAAGCAUGUGGAUGGCAGACCGCAUCAUGCCGAAGCUCGCUUGGGUGAAGUGAGCGUAGUCUCUUGCCUGGUGGCAUCCGUGGCCGGAUCAUCCAAUGGCGGGCCUUCCAAAGGCCUGCCAAAAAGACGGUUUUGUCCUCUGGGCGCUGGAGAAAGCUGCAAGGCUUGUGCUUGA